CUGAACUGAAGGGAGCACGAGCACCACCACCACCACCACCUCCCUCUGAACCCUCCCCCUGUCUGUUGAUAUCUCAGCCGGGAGAGGUUUGAAUCAGCCUCAGGCUUCACAGUCGCCGCCAUGCUGCGCUGAGGUAGAGGAACUUAACCAAACUUUGUGUCCGGACUCGCUGCUCUGACUCUAACCUCCACACAAACACCAGGAUUCUGGACUAAGUGGAAACCUUCUCCUCGACCUCUGUGCCUCUACGUGAGCCAUUUUUCAACCGUGUGAGGAAAAGUAAAGAGACGUUUUCAUGUAUCAAUAUUCGCUAGCUGACGCCAUGACAGACAACUUGAGGAUUUUAUAAUUCUCUCCGGUGGAAGAGCGUCGCGUCUUGUAAGGAGCCACAGAGGAAACUUCACGGUUCCAAAGACAUCGGAGUCAAACAUGGGAUUUGGCGUGCUGGGAGUGUUCCUGGGUCUGCUCCUCGAAGUCUCCACCCAUGGACCCCAUACUGUGCCUCGGACCUCCUGGAGACACCAAGAUUUAGAUCUGAUGGAGUUUUCCGAGCCCGGGAUCUUCAACUACUCCACGCUGUUGCUGAGCGAGAAAAGCGAUGCACUGUAUGUGGGAGCCAGGGAGGCCAUCUUUCAGCUCAGCAAGAAGAACGUGACCGUCAGAAACAACAAGGUUCAGUGGAAAGUUGCAGAAACCCCCGUGUCUAUGUGCACGCUUAAAGGAAAGUCGAAAGAGAAGGACUGCCUGAACUACAUUCGAGUGCUACAAGCGGUCAACGACGAGCGUUUGUAUGUGUGUGGGACGCACGCCUUUCAACCACUGUGUGACUAUUUGAACCUCACUGACUUCUCAUUGACUGGUCGACCUGAAGACGGCAGGGGGAAAUGCUCCUUUGACCCCUCACAAAGCUUUACCACGGUCAUGGUUGAUGGAGAGCUGUACUCUGGGACGUCGUAUAACUUCUUAGGCAGUGAACCCAUUAUUUCCAGAUACUCUCCGAGCCAUUCCCUGCUAAGGACGGAGUACUCCACGUCAUGGCUCAAUGAGCCCAGUUUUGUUUACGCCGACGUGAUCAAAGAAGGACACAACGCAGCAUCUGGCGAGGACGACAAAAUCUACUUCUUCUUCACGGAGGUGUCAGUGGAGUAUGAAUUCUUUGGCAAGCUGCUCAUCCCCAGGGUGGCGCGUGUCUGUAAGGGUGACCUCGGGGGCCAGCGCACUCUGCAGAAGAAGUGGACGUCGUUCCUCAAAGCUAAACUGGUUUGCUCCAUGCCUGAGCUCAACUUCGUCUUCAACGUAGUGCACGACAUCUUCAUCCUGAAGGAGUCCGACAGCAAGGACACGGUCAUCUACGGCGUCUUCACCUCUCAGUGGGGUAAUGUGGGCUUGUCAGCUGUGUGUGCCUAUAAAAUGACUGAUGUGGAAGAUGCCUUCUCCAGGGGCAAGUACAUGCAGAAGGCCACCGUGGAGCACGCUCACACCAAGUGGGUGCGGUACAAUGGCAUCAUUCCUACUCAACGCCCCGGAGCAUGCAUUAACAACGAGAUGCGACAUCAGAACAUCAACAGCUCUCUCAACCUGCCGGACAAGACUCUUCAGUUUGUAAAGGACCACCCCCUGCUGGAGGAUCCUGUCCUGCCCAUCGGCAACCGGCCUCGCCUCAUCACCAGAGACGUCAACUACACUCAGAUCGCCGUGGAGAGGGUCCGAGCGCUCGACGGCAAUGUUUAUGACGUAGUCUUCACCGCAACAGAUAAAGGAAUCCUGCACAAGUCGGUGGUGUCUGAAGGUAACGUUCACCUUGUGGAGGAGGUCCAGCUCCUGAAGACCUCUGAGUCCAUUAAGACCUUGCUGCUGUCCUCAGAGACGCGGUCUCUGUAUGCCGGUUCAGACUCUGGCGUUGUCCAGUCUCCCACAGCCUUCUGCGGCAGGUAUCUGUCCUGCGAGGACUGUGUCCUGGCACGGGACCCGUACUGCGCUUGGUCCCAUCGCAACGCCACCUGUGUCAAUACCCUUGACGUUCCCAGGCCUCAGCACGGGACACUUAUCCAGAGCAUGAAUGGUGAUGCAGACAAGUGUCCUAGAGUGCCAGGUCUGGCUGUGAAGGAUUACCAGCAGGUGACGGUGAAACCAGGGAGCUCUGUUGAGCUCCCAUGCCUGGUUCAAUCCAAUCUGGCGCAGGUGAUGUGGAAAUCCAACGGCUCGUUUCUCACCGAGGCGUCUGGCUUCCACCUUAUAGGCGAUAGCAGUCUCCUUAUUUACAGCGUGGCUUCUGUGGAUCAAGGCAACUACGAGUGCUGGUCUGUGGAAUGGGCCCCGGCUGCUAAGAAGAACUUCAGCCGUCUCCUGGCUGGCUACGCCGUUUCUCUGGGCCUUCCAACCAGAGCCCCUGAUCAGGUGGUCCAAGUGACCGCCACCCUUGGCAGAGAGGACGCAGCUAGCACACAUGCUGCUGAAGGUAAUGAUAAUACAGACAGAGCCCCAUUAACUCCAGCCAUUGCUCCUCCCAGCUACACAGCCCCAGCUUCGGUCUCGAUCCUCCUCACCUCCCCACCCCAAACUGACCCAUCACUAACCCCGCCCCCUAGCAGCACUAUCAGGUUCCAUCCGAAGCAGCAUCACCCCCCGAGCCCCAACGGGCCCAUCUCAGAAACCAAGGCCCCAGCCGCCGAAUAUCUGCAGCACAACAACAGCAGCAUCGCUCUCCUCUUCCUCUUCCUCCUGUUCUUCCUGCUCUUCCUGUCCGCGCUGGCCUACAACUGCUACAUGCAGUAUCUUCCAGCCCCGUGCAUGCGCAUGCGAGCCGCUCUGCUGGGCAGUCACAAGAGCGCCAGUCAGCCCGAGUACCGGGCGUGUGAAGCGGGUCUGAUGGAAGCACCCGCGGCGGACAAAAUUAUCAUGACGGAGGCUCCGACGCAGAACGGCAGCCAAACCUCUCAGAACCUCCGGGCGCUCCGCGACACCGGGUACGAGACUGAGCCGGAGUGCGGCAACGGUCGGGUCACCUCUCACAAUUAUGGAGACAACUGCGCACCCCAGGAGAAACCGUUCGACGUGGACUGCGACUCUCAGUCCAUCCAGUUUGCAGAUGCAGAUGAACCUUACUGCUAAUGCGCCGCUGCUGCUUCUCUGUGUGUUAAGAUGGUUUAUAGAGUUUUAAGUGGUGUCCUCUGCACAGACGUAUGUUCAGUGCACAGCAUGGGUCAUAAGGAUUAAGUCAGGUGUCCCACUUGACUGUGGAGAUUUUCCCUGCUGGCAGAUAUAGGGCUUUUGAUAAUGAGGUAAAAAACAACAACAACUAUAUUCAUAGAAGCUGCAGCUUAAUCCAGCAAGUGAAGCUAAUCUUUUUUAAAUUCCAAAUUGGAAACAUUCUUUUACCAAAUUGGUAAGUCACUGCGAUGUUUUCCAAAUUGGAAUCACGUUUUUUUUUUUGUACAGCCUUUCUGCUUUUUGCGUCUAUUUUUCAAAGCAAUGUGCAAGGCUAAUGGACUAAUGGGUGAAUGCUUCACAGUUGCAGUGUUUUCUCAGGGAAGAUUUUCUCUGUGCGUCGUAACCGUGCCUGUGUCGUACUGUGUUGCCGUCUGCAGCACCGGGUAUGUGCGCUUUAAACUCACCCAGUGAGUGUCGGGGUUUGAACAUCGGAGAGAAACAAAAGAGAGAAAAAUAAUGGAGUAAAUGAAACCACUGUCCUUUUUGUAGUCUCAUCCUGUGUGACAAUGUUGAGUCUCUUAAUGUUGUUGGGUUUUUUUUGACAUUCCUACAUGGUCCUGUGUGUUAACCUCUACUCUUCAUGUUCCCUCAUGAGGAUUGUGACAGUGUAAAGAUGCACAGGAUGCUUGUUGAUACCAGUUCUUUUUCUAAAAAACAAAGCCCUGGAAACAAUCUGAAUUUUUUUUAUUAUUAUUAUUGAAUUACUAUUUUUAAUUAAACCUACUGCUCACUUUUAGAAUUAUUUAAGAAGUCAACAUUUUUUUUAUCAUUUUGUCCAUGGUACAAGUUGUUGUUCUUUCCUAUUGUGUUUAGUUUAUUUAUUGCAGCAGAUUUUUUUUUGAAUCCCAGCCCCUCAUUGUUGAGUCUCCCUCUUGUCUUUUCUGCAUGUCCUCCUUUUUUAUUUUUAUUUUGAUUUCCUACUUUCCUCAAUACUCUUGUUUUCCACUACUCCCUCCCUCACAGCCUCCUCUUCUGUCGGCACUUCAUCUUCCCUGUCAACAUCUGGAAGUAGCCCUCCCUAUGCACUCCCUUCCUCUUCCUCCUCUUCUUCUUCUUCCUCCUCUACCACCACCUCCUCCUCCUCCUCCUCCUCCUCCGGCAAG
This is a messenger RNA of Solea solea (common sole), 4313 nucleotides long. It is a transcript of the gene sema4d, whose product is annotated as sema domain, immunoglobulin domain (Ig), transmembrane domain (TM) and short cytoplasmic domain, (semaphorin) 4D. Gene Ontology annotation, molecular function: chemorepellent activity; semaphorin receptor binding. The coding region runs from base 430 to 3111 and encodes 893 amino acids. The record is from RefSeq and is a predicted model, not a curated record. NCBI's taxonomy places the organism in Eukaryota, Metazoa, Chordata, Actinopteri, Pleuronectiformes, Soleidae. The transcript is spliced from 17 exons. Gene Ontology annotation, biological process: negative regulation of transcription by RNA polymerase II; semaphorin-plexin signaling pathway; negative regulation of axon extension involved in axon guidance.